AUGAGAAACUCCCUUCAUCUGAAAAUUUCCAGCACGCAGAAAAAUAAGUUCAAUAGACUUAUGGAGAAAAGAGCCGAAAAUGUCUGUACCACAGCAUAUCAAAAUAAUAAAGAUUUACUCCAGAAACCAACAAUUAAAAACUUGUCAUCCCGGCCUCUUUCUGCAUUGGAAGAAAAAUUACUCAACCUAGGACUGAACUUUUCUCUUCCCAUAAAAAAUGUUGGAAACAUUAUGAUUGACACUGCAGCGACCCUGGAACUUCGAAUGAUGGAUAUGGAACUGACAGAUAAUGACAAAAACAAAAUCAGAACCGGAGUAGCAAGAAUAAUGGCCAAACACAUUAAAAAAGAACAAAUCCAACAAAGAUGGGAAAAGUGGAUAAAUAAUUCAAUCAGAUCCUUACUUCAAGACAAAACAAUAUGUAUUACUAAAGCGGACAAAGGAAAUUGCGUGGUCAUCAUGGACAGAGAAACGUAUAGAGAAAAAAUGGCUGCAAUGAUCAUGUCUGGUCCAUACACCAUGCUAAACCAUGACCCAACCCCACUUCAUGCGAAAAACGUUGCAGAAAAGUGUCAAAUCUUGAAAGAAAAUGAGAUCCUGCCCGAAAAUAUUUUACCACAAUUAAUAGAAAAGAAUCCUCGAGCUCCAAUAAUUUAUGGUGCUCCCAAAAUCCACAAGUGCAACAUCCCGUUAAGACCAAUUGUGGAUUACAGAUGCUCCCCAACAUAUAAAUUGUCCAAAUAUUUAGCAAAUAUUCUAACUCCAGUCGCCUCAAAAAAUGAAUUCUCAAUCAAAAACUCUACUGAACUCGUCAAGGAUCUAAAGAAAUUAAAAUCAAGACCAGGUGACAUCAAAGUUUCUUUCGAUGUUACCUCUCUCUUCACAAUGGUCCCAAUACCAGAGACUAUAGAUUACAUCAAAGAAAGAUUGGAAUCAUAUCCACAACUCGCGGAAUUAACAAAACUGUCCGUGGAAGAUAUCAUAUCACUCCUAAGAUUAUGUACAUCCGCUUCAUAUUUCCAAUUAGAAGAGAAAUAUUACAAACAAAACCAUGGGACAGCGAGGGGGUCUCCUCUUUCCCCCGUGAUGGCAGAGUUUUUCCUUCAAAAACUGGAAUUAACACUUAUCAGAAGCAACCCCCACAUCUACUUUUGGAGACGGUUUGUGGAUGACGCCAUUACAUUUACAGAAAACCAACUCAAACAUCCCAAUAUCCCAAUUUCCGGUCAUUCCACCCUCGUGCUCACAAGAUUGGUGUCAUCGACACACUACUUACCAGAGCCAUCCGACUUUCAGACGUGGAACACCUUUAUGAUGAAAUCAAACUUACCAAAAUCAUACUAG
Folsomia candida is the source of this 1344-nucleotide messenger RNA. RefSeq lists its product as uncharacterized. The transcript is spliced from 2 exons. The coding region runs from base 1 to 1344 and encodes 447 amino acids. Lineage: Eukaryota; Metazoa; Arthropoda; Collembola; Entomobryomorpha; Isotomidae. The record is from RefSeq and is a predicted model, not a curated record.